This is a messenger RNA of Syngnathus typhle (broad-nosed pipefish), 3566 nucleotides long. It is a transcript of the gene stk39, whose product is annotated as serine threonine kinase 39. The coding region runs from base 219 to 1730 and encodes 503 amino acids. The transcript has 18 exons. Gene Ontology annotation, biological process: protein phosphorylation. NCBI's taxonomy places the organism in Eukaryota, Metazoa, Chordata, Actinopteri, Syngnathiformes, Syngnathidae. The record is from RefSeq and is a predicted model, not a curated record. Gene Ontology annotation, molecular function: ATP binding; protein serine/threonine kinase activity.
UUGACUAGCCCUUUUAUUUUCCGGGUUGCUCUCCUCGCAGGCGGCAGUUGCUCGGCUGCUGCUGCCAGCUGACACUCGCUGAAGAGAGGAGGUCAAAGCUGACUCGAUCGCGCUCUCUCUCUCUCUCUCUCUUGCUGUCUGUCGCUUGGUGGUGUCAACGAGAGGCGGCAAUAGCCGGCGCACGCAGAAGCAGCAGCAGCAGCAUCCCCACCACCAUCAUGGCGGACCAAAACGAAGCCUGGGUCCCCAUCCAGCCGCCGCUGCCGUCGCCGCCGGUUAGCUGGCCAAUUACCAGGGAGUCGUACGAGCUACAGGAAGUUAUUGGUAGCGGGGCCACAGCGGUGGUACAGGCAGCCUUGUGUUCGCCCAGACAGGAGCGUGUUGCCAUCAAGAGAAUCAACCUGGAAAAAUGCCAGACCAGCAUGGACGAAUUACUGAAAGAAAUUCAAGCAAUGAGCCAAUGCAGCCAUCCCAAUGUAGUCACCUAUUAUACAUCCUUUGUGGUGAAGGAUGAACUGUGGUUAGUCAUGAAGCUUCUUAGUGGAGGCUCUAUGCUGGAUAUUAUCAAGCACACAAGCAAAGAUGAGGACAAAAAUCUCGAAGAGCCAAUAAUUGCCUCCAUCCUGAAAGAAGUCCUUGAAGGCCUCGACUACCUGCACCGAAAUGGACAGAUCCACCGGGAUGUGAAAGCCGGAAAUAUUCUAUUGGGAGAAGAUGGCUCUGUUCAAAUCGCAGAUUUUGGCGUAAGUGCAUUCCUAGCCACAGGGGGCGAUAUGACGAGAAACAAAGUUCGAAAGACGUUUGUGGGCACGCCCUGUUGGAUGGCACCAGAGGUGAUGGAACAGGUACGAGGUUACGAUUUCAAAGCAGACAUUUGGAGCUUUGGAAUAACGGCCAUAGAACUAGCAACAGGUUCUGCGCCCUAUCACCGCUACCCACCUAUGAAGGUCUUAAUGUUGACGCUGCAGAAUGAUCCACCUACUCUGGAGACUGGCGUCGAGGACAAGGAAAUGCUCAAGAAGUAUGGUAAAUCCUUUCGGAAGCUAAUCUCCAUGUGCCUUCAGAAGGAUCCCGCCAAAAGGCCUGCGGCCGCAGAACUCUUGAAAAGUAAAUUUUUCCAAAAGGCAAAGAACAAAGAAUAUCUGGUUGAGAAACUCCUGUGCCGGGCUCCCAACAUAUCCCAAAGAGCAAAGAGGGUGAGGCGGGUCCCGGGCUCCAGUGGUCAUCUGCACAAGACGGAAGACGGCGACUGGGAGUGGAGCGACGACGAGCUGGACGAAGGCAGCGAGGAAGGCAAGGCGGCGGUGAACCAGGGCAGGUCACGGCGGGUCAAGAACGACUCCAAAGUAAAUGAGGAGAAUGUCAAGAAUGUUCCUUUUGAUGGCUUAUCCAUCCAACAUCCCCAGGUGGAGCCAUUUGGGGAUUCGCUCUACAUUCACGGUGCUGUGAACCUGGUCCUGCGACUAAGGAACUCCAAAAAGGAACUGAACGACAUCCGUUUUGAAUUCACUCCCGGACGAGACACGGCCGAUGGGGUUUCCCAGGAGUUGUUCUCCGCUGGUCUUGUCAACGGACACGACGUCGUCACCGUUGCUGCUAACCUUCAAAAGAUUGUAGAUGACCCAACUACCUACAAAGUAUUGACCUUUAAGCUGGCCUCCUGCUGUGAUGACACGGAGCUCCCGGACGAGGUGAAGCUGAUCGGUUUUGCGCAGCUGAGUCUUAGCUGAUGCUCUCUUCAUGCCUCAAGCGGGUGAGACGGACGCGUUCAGGGUAGACGGGCUGAGGAGCAAAAAAAAAAAUAAAUAAAUAAAUAAAGCGCCACUUCCAGCAAACAUCCUCCCUCCAGCAACACCCCCCCCCCCCCCUCCCGAGCACCAAACUUCCCUGCGUUCCUCCGCCCAGCACACGAGCAGGGAUCAGGAUGAAGCCCAGGAAACCUACUCAGGAUGUGAAAGAAGGUGAUUUUGAAAUGUAGCUUUGAAUGUUUUUAUUUAUUUAUUUUAUUUUUUACAUCACGUUACCUCUGGUGUUCCCUCAAAGCUCUUAUUUAUUUGAUUUUUUUUUUCCUCCCCACUUCUGCCAAAAAAAGACAUUUCUUUGAGUUGCUUUCCAAAAGCUCAAAUCACGCGAUUUGCCGGGUUUUCUCCUGUCAAGCACAUUUUCAAAGUAACACAAUGAAUGUCUUUAAUAAAAAAGACAAAGGAUUGUAUUCUAUGAAAGGAGUAUUAGGGCACACAGUGAAAAGAAUUGUGACAAUUAAGUUCUUAUUUAUAAACAUUUCACAAAUACGAAAUUGCCUAAAUGCUUGCAGGAGUGUAACUCAAUAGUUCUCUUCUACUAUGACUUUCCCCUCAAUUAUAUGUUACUAAAAUUUUUGAAUCGAUUAAUUCUUUACAUUGAUUCAAAAUCUGCCCACGUUUUUUUUUUCUCACACAAAUCAGGCUUACAUAAUAAUACAGAGGUGGAGUUUUUCUGGAAUGUCAUAACUAGGAAUUAUAAUCCACUUUUCUUGGUCACACAUCAAAAGCAGGAAAAUUCCAAUAUUUUGAAAACCUGAUGUGCUACAAGAAAAAAAAAACUUAAAUGAACAUCUAAUAUGUAUUAAAGAGCCAACGAAGCCAACUGUGAUUAGAUUAUAUAUUGAUAUUCAACUUUUUUCUGCCCAAACAUCAAAUUUUGUACAUUUUAUACCUUUUAUUUUUUGCAAAAUUACACAUUUUGUUAAUAUUCUAAGAUGAAAACUAGUUCUAGUAUUAGCAGUCAUUACCAUGAUAAUUCAUUUUCAGUGUUGCCCUAGUAACCCUUCCUAGUAGUCUUAACAUGGACAACAAGGCUUGAGUGUCCAGAAACAAAACAGCCCCCCCCCCCCCCCCCCCGUAUGCUUGCGUGUUGAUUUGCUGCUCAAGUCUCGACAGUGUUAAUGCUUCAAAAACGCUCAAGGUGCCUUGUUCAUUUUCAUGUGCCUACGACAGUAUUGUCAAAGGGAGACCACACGUAUACUAAAGAGCCGCCGAGUCUACCCAUUUCAAUUUCAUACACGCCCGCCGCGUUAGUCCGGCAAGUGAAGCAUCUUAAUGUUAAUGCACUUUUGGGCUGAGAUGUGUCUGCACCCGACAAGCAGAUGCCGUCGUCGCCCUCGGAGAUGAGUUCAGUGGUGAGCCUUUUUCUUUUUUUUUUUUAAUGUUCACUCCACAUAACUGCAGCUGUGCUGAUGUGACGUGAUUGCCUCUGGUUUAUCUACUUUCACAGACUCCCCCUUUCAUUUCAUUGCUAUGACCUGCUGCACAAUAAAACACUGGUAAUAAUUAAAAAAAAAAAAACAAACAAAAAAAAACACGCACAGUCCAGACAAUUAAUAGCAACAAUAUGAAAAUGACAAUGAACCCAUCUUGUGUGCUCUAAAUAAUUUUUACCGGUACGUGUUGUGUUCAAAAUCCUACCUAAUAACCAAAUUUAAAUAAUUUGUUUUUGUGUAUAGUAUAUGUAACCAUGACAGCAUAUUUCACCUGUUUAUGACCUGUAACUGAUUGGGGUUUGUGACAAUAAAUUGCUAUUUAAACAUG